AUGUCGAAUAAACGCGUUCGGAGUGAUGAUUUAAGAGGAAACAAAGGAGCUAAAAGAGUCAAAAGUAACAGCAACCAUAAUACAACAACUUCAAAAUCAAAUCAUAAAAUUCAGAAGUUUAAACAACAACGAUCAAUAGAACAAUUUUUUAAACCAAAACCUUCACCUUCAAUUAAUCAACAAUCAUUAAAUCGUUCACCACUUGAACCUAUUGAUCAAAAUAUUUUAAAUAGAGAUACUAAAAAGGAAAGUUCAACUACUUCACAAGUCACUAAUUCCGCUUUAGAAAAAGAUGAAUUUCCAAUCAUUGAUUUAGAAAAACUUAAUUCAUCCAUUAAUCAAAAGUCUUUAUUUAAUUUAAAUAAAAAAAACAGGAACAACUACUUUGGUAUAGUUGGUGAAUCAUCUAGUAUUGAAACAGAAAAAGAUGCAAUUCCCUUAAAGUUAGAAGCACAACCUAUUUUUAUUGAUUUGACUCUAGAUGAAGAAUGUUCAUCAUCAACUAAACAAUCAUCAUCAUCAUCUUCCAAUUCAAAAUUACUUGUACAAUCAUCACCAUCAUCAAAAUUAGAAUUACCAAAUGAAAGUUCUUCACCAUCAUCAAAAUUAGAAUUACCAAAUGAAUUAUCUUCACCAUCAUCAAAAUUAGAAUUACCAAAUGAAUUAUCUUCACCAUCAUCAAAAUUAGAAUUACCAAAUGAAUUAUCUUCACCAUCAUCAAAAUUAGAAUUACCAAAUGAAUUAUCUUCACCAUCAUCAAAAUUAGAAUUACCAAAUGAAUUAUCUUCACCAUCAUCAAAAUUAGAAUUACCAAAUGAAAGUUCUUCACCAUCUUCUUCUACAUUAUCAUCAAAAUCAUCACCAUCAUCACCAAAAUCAAAAUCAGCUAAAGAAUCAUCAGAAAAACUUUAUUCAUUGAAAAUGCCUGAUUUAAAUUUUCCUUCUUAUAGUUAUGAAAAAAAUUCAACUUCAACUGCAAAAAUACCUAUCACUUUAAAAAAUAUUGGUAAAAGUGUUCAAAAGGUAUUAAUAGACUAUAUUAAUGGCCUUACUUUUUUAACUGAAGUUACUGAUGAUUCAAUUACUUGCUUAAAAAAUGAAGCUAUUAAAAAAAAUAUGAAUAUUGAAGUAGUUAGACCUGAAUAUGGUCUUGCUGCUAUUGUUUUCGAAAAAAAUAUUCAUGAUUUAAAAGUUUCAAAUCCUUUAGUGGUAUCUAAAAAAGUCAAGCUAUUGGAGCAAAAUUAUGAAAAAAAUGGUGGUAAAAAAUAUGAUUAUCCUUUGGUUAAAACUAAUGAUUCAUCUGAUGCUGGAACAAAUUUCAAUUAUCAAAUAUUUAACAGAAAUCCUCAUGGCAGAAUCGCUGAUUGCCAAAUUGAGUUGUUUGGAUUAAAAAUCACCAUUAUGCUGGUGUACUUUGCAAACAAAGCUGAUGAAAGAGACGACAUGAUGAAUAUGUUGAAUAAAGUCUUAGAAAAAGACAAAUUGUAUAUGAUACUUUGUGAUAAAAACUUUGGUGAAAGAUUAUCAGGGUUUGUUACUCCUUCAGAUAAAACAAAUUUAAAAAAUUAUAAAAAAUUUUUGGAUGUGAAUAAUUUAGUAGACCUUACUAAAGAAAUUGAUGAAAAUAAAAUUUUACCUACUAAUUAUACCACCUUUGGUUUGAAAUCAAUUGAUACCUGCAUCACAUCUAAAGUAUUAACCGACCAUUUUGAUUCCUUAGCUAUUGAAUUUGAUUUAUUUAGCACCCAUGCUAAAUAUUUAACCACCUUCAAUUCGGUAAAAUCAUCAUCAUCAUUUAUUUCAAACCAUUCUGGAAUUGAACAUGAAAAGUUUUUUAAAACCUUGGAAGCUGAAGGUGAAAGUUGGUUAGAAAACAUAACUGUUGAAAUGAAAAAAAGUGUUGAAGAAUUUAUCAAGAAAAAUUUACCCUCAGAUGUUGAUACAACAGUGAAAAAUGGCAUCCACUCGAAACAGUUUGUUCAUCUGUUUUUGAAAGUAUAUAACUAUAAACUACAAGCUGCUAGAAAUAACGGAGGCCAGCUUCUCCUCUGGUCAGAUUUAGGAGAAUAUUUUAAAUUACAACCAGAAUAUUUGAGAAGAUUAAGUGAUUCAUAUAUUGCUCAAGGAUGUUGGAUCUUAAAUAAAAAUGGUGAUUACGAAGAAAAGGAAAAUGUUCAAUAUCAAAGAAUCAAAUUAAAUGAAACGAGAUGGACAGAAGAAGAAGAUUCAAAACUUAGACAAUUGGUUCAACAAUAUGGUUGCGAUUAUGAAAAAAUUUCUGAAUUUUUUCCUGCAAGAUCUUCCCAAGGUGUACAUGAUGAAUGGUUUAUAAUCAAUAAAGGUAAAAAAUUUGAAAGUCAACUUGUAAAUGAGUUCAUUUCAAAGUUUGAUGCUUCAUCCAUCGAUACUAAAAUUACCAAUGGUAAACAUACCGCAGAAUUUUAUGAUAAAUUUUUAGAAGCUGUUAAUUUUAAAGAAGUCAUGAAAAAAAAAUAUAAAACAAAUUUUUUUUCAUGGGAUAAAGUUGCUGAAUUAUUUAAAUUAGAUCAGAAUUAUUUGACAAACUUACAUAAUCAUUUCAAAGGUGAACAAAUUUGGAUUUUAGAUACGAGUGGGUCUUGGAAGAAAAAUUCAAAAGUUCCUUACAGAAGUAGAAGCACUGCGAAACCAGGAGUUGUCAUUCCAAAAAGAUUCUGGACUGAAACAAAAGUUGCACAGCUCAAAGCAGCAGUUGAAAGAAUUGGAUAUGAUUUUGAAAGUAUUGCAAGGGAAAUGGGAACAACAGAAAAGGCUUGUCGAAGAAUAUGGGAGGAAAACAACAAAGGGCAUUUAUUAGAGGAAAGAUUAUUUCAAAAUUUCAAAAAUGAAAACAUACCAGAAAAUUUAAAUUCGCAAGUAUAUGAUGGCUUAUAUACCAAUCAAUUUUAUGAAGUGCUCAUUUCUUGUAUGAACUUUAAGGUAGAAAUGGAAAAAAAAUUUAGCAAAGCUUUUUUUACUUACCCAAAAUUUGGUGCUUUAUUGAAUGUGCCUUUCACAACUUUGAAGAAAUUGGUUACCGAAUAUGUAGAAGAAAAAGUUUGGUUAAAAAAUGAAGACGGUACAUACCGUAAAAAUCCCGAAAUAAAUUAUAGAAAAAGAAAACAUCAAAGUAAAAAUUGGGCUAAAAAAAAUAGAGAUUAA
Messenger RNA from Lodderomyces pseudojiufengensis, 3180 nucleotides. RefSeq lists its product as uncharacterized. Lineage: Eukaryota; Fungi; Ascomycota; Pichiomycetes; Serinales; Debaryomycetaceae. The record is from RefSeq and is a predicted model, not a curated record. The coding region runs from base 1 to 3180 and encodes 1059 amino acids. The transcript has a single exon.